GAGGCAUUAAAUGGAAAAAUGAAACAAUUAAAAAAAAAAGGAAUUGUUUCACAACAUCAUGAUUAUUUGACGGAUAAUGAACUAAAAAAGAUAUUUCAGCAUGAAAAAGUUUUAAUUGAUACUCCACAAAGAUUGAUUUACAGAAUUUUUAUGUGGUCUUGUUUUCUAUUCCAACCCUGUGGUGGGGAGCACUAUAAAAUUUCAAUUAAGCAGUUUAAUUUUACACCUAAUGGCGAGAGUUAUCAAGGGCCUGUACAUGAUUUUAAAUUUUAUUUUUCUAAAAAACCGUUGAACUCAAGUUACGAUUCACUAUAUUUACGUAUUAAUAAAGAAGCAAAAG
Messenger RNA from Racocetra persica, 340 nucleotides. The record is from the annotation of a GenBank genome assembly. Lineage: Eukaryota; Fungi; Glomeromycota; Glomeromycetes; Diversisporales; Gigasporaceae.